This is a messenger RNA of Ceraceosorus guamensis, 2082 nucleotides long. RefSeq lists its product as hypothetical. Gene Ontology annotation, biological process: mRNA splicing, via spliceosome. Gene Ontology annotation, cellular component: spliceosomal complex. The record is from RefSeq and is a predicted model, not a curated record. The coding region runs from base 209 to 1957 and encodes 582 amino acids. NCBI's taxonomy places the organism in Eukaryota, Fungi, Basidiomycota, Exobasidiomycetes, Ceraceosorales, Ceraceosoraceae. The transcript is spliced from 4 exons.
CCCUUCACCUCUGGGUCAUCAUCCACCGCUCGCUGAGGUUUCCUUUUGAUGAAUCUCCAUAGCGAGCCCAGCACCACGAAGCUUCUCUGCUCCCAUCGCUCGUUGCCUCCGCCAUCUUGUUGCGCAAACAAUCCAUCCCAGCGGACCCACAAUCAUACUGACGCGCACGCCACAGCUACAUUUGCCGUGACGCCUGCCUCUAGCAACCAUGUCCACGGCCACCUUAUCCUCGCUCUUGCCUGCUCCUUCGGUCUCAGUGGCCGAUGAACUGGAUGAUGACAACGUGCUCGGCAGUGGCGCGUCGCAGCAGAGUCUGUCGAUCGCUCCAAAAGCUAGCAUCCCUCCGUAUGGUCAAAGGAGCAACUGGAAACCUCGUCUAGAGGAGGAUUUUGCUGAUGGAGGAGCUUAUCCGGAGUGUCACUUGGCCCAGUACCCUAGAGAUAUGGGCCGCAAGAAGUCGGCUAAGCCGGGAAGCCAGCUCUCCCUGCAGGUAGACGCUGAGGGCAAUGUUCGCUACGAUGCUAUAGUGCAACAAGGUCGCAAGGAUGGGCAGAUGGUGCAAUCUCGCCUGAAAGAUACGCUACCGAUGCAUGAGCGAGAUGAUAUGAAGGACGUGUCGCUAGAGAGACCAGACGAGGCAUCCGUCAUGUCGACCGCUGAGCGAACGCGUUUGGCUCUGGAAAAGAUCACCCAGGGCAAGAUCAAAGCUGCUCAACCCAAGCAUGUAUCCAACACUGCUGGCAACAGCACUUUUGUCAGGUACACACCCGGAGCUCAGGGUGCUGCGGCUGGAGGAUCUCAAAGAAUCAUCAAGAUGACUGAACAGGUAGAGGAUCCGCUCGAACCGGCCAAGUUCCGCUUCAAGAAGAACCCGCGCGGCGAUCCGAGCCCUCCUCCUCCUGUGCUCAGAAGCCCUCCUCGCAAAGUCACGGCGGCUGAGCAAAAAGAGUGGAUGAUCCCACCUUGCAUUUCGAAUUGGAAGAACAACAAGGGUUACACCAUCCCGCUCGACAAACGUCUGGCAGCGGAUGGUCGAGGCCUGCAAGAUGUGCACAUCAACGAUGGCUUUGCGCAUUUUAGCGAGGCUCUGCACUUGGCAGAGAGACAUUCCAGAGAAGAAGUGCAUCAGCGCAGCAUCAUGCAACAGAAAUUGGCGCAGAAGGAGAAAGCUGCAAAGGAGGAGCAUCUGCGUGCGCUUGCUCAGAGAGCUAGGGACGAGAGGGCAGGCAUCGCACCUAGCGCUACACCCAUGAGCAAUGUGGGAGAUAGGAGCGACCCGACGGAUCGCAUGACUGCAGCAGGGGGAGGAUCGAUGCCUUCUGCGCUGGCGGCAUACGGCAGCGAUAGCGACAGCGACAGCUCGAGCGAGGAGGAUGAUGAAGCUGCAAGGGAGCGCGAUCGUGUCCGAGCAGAGCGUAAAAGGGACCGAGAGCGCGAGAUGCGCAUGGCGAGCAUGGGCAGCGAGCAACGGGCUCGCAUGCUCGCACGAGAGCAGAAUCGCGACAUUUCGGAAAAGGUUGCGUUGGGUUUGGCAAAGCCUACCAACACUUCGGAUCAGGUGGACUCCAGAUUGUUCAAUCAGGAAUCCUACUCUGCUGGAUUUGGAGAUGAUGAGAGCUACAAUACGUUUGACAAGCCGCUUUUCCAGGGAAGCAGCGCUGCUCAGACGCUCUAUAGACGACCGGCUGGAAAUUCGGCGGUGGACGUGUACGCUGCGACGGAGGAAGCUGCGAAUGAGGCCAUGAGAAAUGAUCGGUUCGGUCUUGGUAAAGGAAAGGCUUUUGAGGGCGCAGAUCUGCAAGAGGAACGUUCGGGUCCAGUCCAAUUCGAAAAGGAUACCUCGGACCCCUUUGCGAUCGAUGCAUUCUUGGACGAUGCGAAACGAGGUACGAAGCGAUCAGGAAUCGAGACCGCCAGCUCUUCCCGUGCGAAGCGACAGAAGGACGAAGAUGACUGAACGCCGGCAUGAGCUUCGACGCAUCGCUUUCGGUGUUUUGGAGCUUUGCAUCAGCAAAAUGUCUCACGGCUCGAAUCGCUCUCGCCACACUGUUGCUAGCUAUAUCAAUCUAUUGCAUUUCCAAC